AUGAGUGGUUUCAAUAGAAAAAGAAGAUUUGUUGAAUUGUCAAAAACCUUAUGUGGUGACAUUAAUACACUUGGUGAAUCUUCAAAGAAGUACGUCGAAGAUGUUGAGUUCAUGACUACGCCAAUAAUUGGUAAUUUCGAAACCGAGAAGACUCUUCGUGAUGCUGUUUUAAGCACAUUAUUCGGUGUUGUUACAGAACAACCACAAAAAGUUCUUCAUAUUUCAGGUCUUGUUCAAGUUGUCAGCUCAAAGAGUCCAGCUAUUGGUAAGAUAGUUGCUGAAUUCUUUCAUCAAAAGGCUCAAGAAGUUAUUGAGGUAGCAUUAAAUAGAGAUAUCAUUCCUGAGUCAUUUGAAACUGGUCCUUGGAAUAAGCUCAAAUUGAUCUUAAGAUUUCUUUCAACCCUUACAUCAAUUCUCAGAGAUUCAAGUUUGAUCAGUAUAUAUCUUCAAUUCUUAAACUUUGCCAUCGAUUUACAAAAUUCAUCACCAGAUAAAAGAAAUGCAUUGGCUGAAGCUAUCUUCUACAAUACAUUGAUUAAUGUUCCUUAUUUAGUUUCAUAUGGUCAGCCUUCUGAAGAAUUGAAGAAGGGUAUUAACGAGAUAUUAACUACAGCUGAAGGCUUUAAAAUUGUGAAACAAAAUAUUUCAAUCACCAAACCUUUUGUUGUCAAAGAUACCGAUGCUCCUUACGAAGCAAAGAGUAUUGUUGAAUUGAUUUUACCAGCAGUAAAAGAGUUUUUGUCAGAAGAUUUCACAAAAGUUCAUAAAGUGUUUCCAGAGUUAGGUCCUUCUUUACAGCAUUUGAUUGUUGAAAUUGAAAAAGUUGGCUUGCCUCAAUUUUCCAUUCAAUCAGUUGAAUCUUACGCCGAUAUAAGUGGACUAGAUACAGGAAUCGGCAGUGUUGAUGGUAUGUGGAGAACACAAAGACUUACAUUCGAGGUUUAUUUACCUGUAUAUGGCUUUGACACUGUUCCAAAAAGCACAGAUUUUAUUGGUUUACUAUUCGAUGACAUUGUCAUUGAUAUAGUUGAAGCGCUAGAGUUCAACAGAAAGGAAGUUGCCAGACAAAUAAUCACAUUAGAUUUAUUUUUUGCAAAUGGCGUGUUUGCACCACCAGCUAGCAGUGUUGAUAAUUUGAAAGAAAUUCAUCAAAAUAAUCAAGAGUCUGAACACAAGUCAUCAACUUGGAAAACUGAAGAUGUUGCUAUUAAAAAUGUUUUGUCGUUAAUAUUCAAGCUUCCUGAUGUAUCACAACCAUUUGCUUACUUUUACACCACAUUGGUUGAAGCGUGUACAAAUGCAGCAUCUGCAAUUGCACCAGUUCUUGGUAGAGCGAUCCGUUUCUUUUACUCGAACAUUCAUAUUACUGAUUUUGAGUUGAGGUUCAGAUAUCUUGAUUGGUUAGCUGUUCAAUUGAGUAAUUUUAACUUUACUUGGAAAUGGCGUGAAUGGGAAGUUGAUUCAGCUAAGAAUUCUAAAAGCAAAUACCACCCAAGAAUUGUCUUCAUUAAAAAUAUCAUUGCUAAGGAACUUAGAUUAGCCACAAGUGAAAGAAUCCAACAGACUCUUACAGAAGAAUUUCACCAAUAUUUGAAUACUUCGUUAUUCGAAAGUUCUGAAAUUAAAGAUUAUUAUGUUUCAUUGUUUGGUGAAGUUAACCUUAAGGAUGUAAACUUGAAUUUUGAUGAAGAGCAAAACAAAUUAUUUUUCUUGAGUGACAAUGUGUCAUUGAAAGAAGAUACCGAGAAGUUAAUCGAAAUUUUACAUAGGGAAGCUACAAAUGAAGAAUACACCAGCCUCAUCAAAUCAAUCAAAGAAAAAAUUAAGGAUUAUAAAUCACCAGAUGCUUUAUUGAUAACAUUUGUCUUUCAAGUCAUUGCUUUUGUGGGUAACAGAUCAAUUUCACAUGCAGGUAAAUACGUGGGUAAUACUUUCAAUUUCUUGAGAACUUUGUUGGGUAAAGAAUCUUCUGUAUCAAAAGAGAAAGGUUCUAGCUCUAGUGAAGGUGAAAUUAUCGAUUCAAAAAACUCAAGCGGUGAUGCUGAAGAAGAAGAAGGUAGAUUGGUUGAGGUGGAGUCGCCAAAUGUUGUUGCUCAGAGAGAGUUAUGGGCUGUUGAUGCUAUAAUCAAGUAUUGGAACUCAGCUCCUGAAAAUGGUUAUUUGGUUUUAGAUGUUUUGGAAUCUUAUGAUGUUAUAUCAUCUGAAUCUUUGAUCAGAUAUUCAUUGAACGAUGACAAUAAAUACAAUUUGGGAUUGGUGAAUGUUUCAGCUACAGAAUCAAUCUUUAGACUAUUGUCCAGUGCUGCAAUCUCUGGAAAUUCAUCAAAUUUGUUGAAAGUUAUUUAUGGUGAAUUGACCUCAAUAUUAGAAGUCACAACUUUCCGAAUUGAACAGCCUGGUGAAAUCGAAGUUCCUGAUGUCAAUGAUGAAGUUAAUGAAAAAGCUGAGCUCAUCUGGAAAUAUCAUACAACUCUUGGAUUUUUGAAAGCUAUCAUCAGAAAAUAUUCUGGAGAGUUUUUACAAGUUCUUCCUGAAAUAAAUAACUUGUUAGAUGCAAAAAUUACACAUGAGCCUACUAAAUCAGCUAUCAAGAGUUUUAUCGAAGAGCUGAAAUACCUUUAA
Molecule: messenger RNA, 2622 nt
Organism: Hansenula ciferrii
Lineage: Eukaryota; Fungi; Ascomycota; Saccharomycetes; Phaffomycetales; Wickerhamomycetaceae
Gene: STO1
Product: Sto1p
Exons: 2
Coding region: 1-2622 (873 amino acids)
Biological process (GO): mRNA export from nucleus; nuclear-transcribed mRNA catabolic process, nonsense-mediated decay
Cellular component (GO): nucleus; nuclear cap binding complex
Molecular function (GO): mRNA binding; protein binding; RNA cap binding
Source: RefSeq, a predicted model, not a curated record